Messenger RNA from Gadus macrocephalus (Pacific cod), 1688 nucleotides. Its product is annotated as actin-related protein 3. Gene Ontology annotation, molecular function: actin filament binding. Bases 136 to 1392 code for a protein of 418 amino acids. Gene Ontology annotation, biological process: Arp2/3 complex-mediated actin nucleation. Lineage: Eukaryota; Metazoa; Chordata; Actinopteri; Gadiformes; Gadidae. The record is from RefSeq and is a predicted model, not a curated record. The transcript is spliced from 12 exons. Gene Ontology annotation, cellular component: Arp2/3 protein complex; actin cortical patch.
GCCUCUCCCUGCUGCGGAGUGCGGAAGUAGAGGCUGUGGGUUCAGGGUUCCGCCUGUGGACGCUUUGCAAGAUCCAGACACACAGACUGUUAUCCAUCAGAAACAUUCACCCUCUGUAGUUAUCACAGCCGAGACAUGGCAGGACGGCUACCGGCGUGCGUGGUGGACUGCGGCACAGGGUACACUAAGCUGGGUUAUGCAGGAAACACAGAGCCCCAGUUCAUUGUUCCUUCAUGUAUUGCCAUCAAAGAGUCGGCCAAAGUGGGCGACCAGGCACAGCGGAGGAUGAUGAAGGGUGUGGACGACUUGGACUUCUUCAUUGGAGACGAGGCCAUAGACAAGCCCACAUACUCCACCAAGUGGCCCAUCCGUCACGGUAUUGUCGAGGACUGGGACCUGAUGGAGCGCUUCAUGGAGCAGGUCAUCUUCAAAUACCUCAGGGCGGAGCCAGAGGACCACUACUUCCUGCUGACUGAACCUCCGCUGAACACACCGGAGAACCGAGAGUACACGGCUGAGAUCAUGUUUGAGUCCUUCAACGUGCCCGGCCUCUACAUCGCCGUGCAGGCUGUGCUUGCCCUAGCCGCCUCCUGGACCUCCAGGCAGGUGGGAGAGAGGACCCUCACCGGCACCGUCAUUGACAGUGGGGACGGAGUCACCCACGUUAUCCCAGUGGCGGAGGGCUAUGUCAUUGGCAGCUGUAUAAAGCACAUUCCCAUCGCAGGACGUGACAUCACCUACUUCACCCAGCAGCUCCUGAGGGAGCGGGAGGUGGGCAUCCCCCCCGAGCAGUCACUGGAGACCGCCAAAGCUGUCAAGGAGCGCUACAGCUACGUGUGUCCAGACCUGGUGAAAGAGUUCAACAAGUACGACACGGACGGCUCUAAGUGGAUCAAGCAGUACACGGGCAUCAACGCCAUCAGCAAGAAGGAGUUCACCAUCGACGUGGGCUACGAGCGCUUCCUGGGGCCCGAGAUCUUCUUCCACCCUGAGUUCGCAAACCCUGACUUCACCCAGCCCAUCUCUGAGGUGGUGGACGAGGUCAUCCAGAACUGCCCCAUAGACGUGCGACGCCCUCUCUAUAAGAACAUCGUCCUGUCCGGGGGCUCCACCAUGUUCCGGGACUUUGGCCGGCGGAUGCAGCGAGACCUGAAGAGGACGGUGGACGCGCGCCUCAAGAUGAGCGAGGAGCUCAGCGGCGGCAAGCUGAAGCCCAAACCAAUCGAUGUCCAGGUCAUCACUCAUCAUAUGCAGAGAUACGCUGUGUGGUUCGGUGGAUCAAUGUUAGCAUCAACGCCCGAGUUCUACCAGGUCUGCCACACCAAGAAGGACUACGAGGAGAUCGGGCCAAGUAUCUGUCGCCACAACCCUGUGUUCGGAGUCAUGUCCUAACUGUGCUCCUCGAGAGACUUAGCGGUCCUUGGGCUGGGUGGAGAGGGUGGGACUGUGGGCGUGGCUGUUUGCGGAGCUAUGGCGGCUAAGGAAGGGGAUUGGAUUGGGCGCGUUGGGUCAUGGUGUGACAGACAGGCUUGAUAGGUCAGGGAGGGUGGUGUGUUUGCGCAUUUUGUAUUAUUAUUGUUUUUAUUGCUUGUUCUGUUCUGGAUGAAAAUAAAUAAAUAGAAAGGGGCCAAUCCAGAUUAUUAAAAGGAAAGUGAAACUAUACCAUAUUAAAAAAUAUGUAUUGUGAA